GGAAGUGACACGUGCACGUGCAGUUUGUGAAUUUGGAAUGUGAGCGAACACCAGAAGUUAUUUAUUUGGUACCACCGUAACGUGUACUGCAAUAUCAAUCAUGCAUGUAACUGAUGAUUGCAAGAGUUUGAUUGCGGGUAUAGCAUGCAGGCUUCCAAAGUCCAGCAAUUUACAGGAAUUCUGGGAGAAUUUGAUAGAGAGUCGUGACAUGAUUGACAAAACACGAUUCCCCGAGGGAUUGGAUGGAGUGCCACCGCGAGCUGGCCUCAUUCCUGAUAUUGACAAAUUUGAUGCCGGGUACUUUGGAUUCACAGAUAUAGAGGCUGACAGUAUGAAUGUGAUGCUUCGACAUUUGUUAGAGGUUACAUAUGAGUGUGUGUUAGACUCGGGACUACAAGAAAAGACCCUCCAGGACAAUGUUACAGGGCUGUACCUGGCCUGUUUCCUCCCCGACACAGACCCCAUAGAAACUACAAAGUACAGCAAGUCAAAACUGUGUACAACAACACCUCUCCUAACAGGACAGAUGACCAGCUACUUUGGAUGGAAGGGACCAGCUGUGUCCGUGGAUACUGCAUGUAGUUCCAGCCUCUCGGCCCUGGAAAUGGCUGACACUGACCUCAAAACUGGUCGCUGUCAAUUUGCUGUCGUUGCAAGUGUGAAUGUGAUUAUCAACCCGGUGUACCUGCAACAGAUGGCCAUCUUAGGCAUGCUCAACCCGACGGGCGAGAGUAAAGUGUUUGACCGGGAUGCCGGGGGCUAUGUCCGGGCCGAGGGUGUGGCAGCCAUCAUUCUCACCAGGAAGGAGAACUUGUGUAGACACAUCUACUCGACCCUGGUGGAUGUCAUGACUAACUGUGACGGCUACACUCCAGAGGGCAUUUCUUACCCAAAUAACCUGACCCAGAAGAAGUUGUUGGAGGCCAUAUACAAGAGAGCAGGAGUGGACAGCGACCAGCUGGCCUACAUGGAACUUCACAGCACAGGAACAAAGGUUGGAGACAAGGUAGAAGUGGGAGCGGUGACUGAUGUGUUAUGUCCGGGACGGAGCACCUCUCUACCUAUCGGAUCUGUGAAGGGAAAUAUGGGUCACUCGGAGGCCACUGCAGGCUUAGCGAGUCUGAUGAAAUGUCUUCUAGUGGCUCGGUACAGGAAAAUCCCACCACAAUUAAACUAUGUCAACCCGAACCCCAGGAUCCCCGCAGUAAGCGAGGGCAAGGUGACCAUCAUCAACCAAGUAACCCCUCUCGAGGAUGGUUACAUUGGCUUGAACUCGUUUGGGUUCGGUGGUGCUAAUGGUCAUCUGAUCUUGAAGCCCUAUCGCAAGGACAGAAAAGAAAAUGACCAGAAGUUAUGCCUGCUGCCCUACAAAGCUCGGACACUGGAGGAAGUGGAGGCCAUUUGUAGAUUAUCGGAGUCAGAUUUAUCGUCAAGGAUAGACCUUCACGGCCUCCUGGCUGGUUCCAUUUUAUCACAUGAUAAGAAGCGACCAAUCAAAGGUUAUCUGAUUUCAAGCAGACACACGGAAGGACUGAUUUGCGGGAGGACAGUGGUAGAACAGGAUCAGCGUGAGACCAAGGUCGGGAAGAUUGGACUGUUCCUGCCAAACUUUGUGUGGGACCCAGUUGUGCUUGACAAGGAUGUCUUAGAUAUCCCAGGAUUUCUGACGUCGCUCCAGAAGUCACAACAGAGUUUAACAGAAAAGCUUGGAUGGUCGUUUUCUCUGGUAGACAAGAUCGGGUGCGAUGAGUUGCUGACCACAAUUACUGCUGAAAACGUGUGUGUGUCGAUCGCUGCUCAGAUUGGUAUAGUGGACUGUAUCAAGGAGUGUGGGGUUCCCAUUUCCUAUGUUGGUGCGAGUGGCCUGUCAGAGAUCACUGCAGGGUACGUGGAUGGAUGUCUGACGCGAGAACAGUGUUUACAUGUGGCACUGGUUCUUGGGAAAGCCCUGCAGGACUUCGGAAGUAAACAAGAACUGCCUGACAAGAUUUACAAAGUGCACCUACCCCUGGAAAUGGUUUACCUGCUGGGUCCUAAGAUCAAAGUACUGGCCAGUCCAUCCAUGGAGACCUCUAUCAUACUGGUCAGUGGUCAAUACUCCAACCAGAUUCUCAAGGACAUUCAUGAAAAAGGAGGUUUUUACAAGGAGUUACAACAGAAGAUACCCUUCCACAGCCACUACAUGAUGGACUGUUUCAACUCUCUCACACACACAUUGGAAGACAUCAUCAAAUACCCCAAACAGAGCUCAAGCCGGUUCCUCCAGAGGAAGCAUGAUUUCCUCCCUGGCCUGGAGUCGAGGUCUGUGGCUUUCAGUGCCAAGUACCUGAGCGAGAUGCUGACUCGACCAUGCGCUCCCUUUAAAGCUGCCCUGCCCGAUGAUAUGGUUAUGGUCAACAUAAACCUCAGCGGUCAGUCUGAGGAGGCCGAAGAGACAAUCAUCGAUGCUGAUCCGAGGCAGAAACUGACAAACAUCCCUCUGGAAUCUGACCCAGUCUCAGUUCUCAGAGCACUAGGAGAACUUUACCUUCAUGGCCAUGAUAUCAAGGUGGCGCACUUGUACAAGACUGAGUUCCCACUGGAUGUAUCGGCCCCGGCAGUCAGUCCGGUGAUCCGCUGGAACCAUGCCACUUCCUGGUAUGUCCCGGAAUGGCACGAGUUCUUCAACAAAGUGAAGGAUGUGGGUGUGCCUACCUACAUCAUUGACACCAAGGACACAGAGGAGAUGACCACACCCAUGGCCCUGUUACUGUACCACACAUGGAGGGCCAUCACACAGCGCCACAAGGCCCUGACCAAGGACAACAUAGUUGCUGUGGAGAUUCAGAGUUUGGCUGUACACAACGAAGAACUCUGGAAUGUAGAUCUAAUGUCGGGAGCGGCAAUCAAUAUUCAGGAACUGCAGAAAAACUUCACAAUCACAAACCAAGGGUUAGUGCUGUUGACCGGAAGUUUCAAGGUUCACACACAAAAGAUUGAGUUACCUAGAAUUCCUGGGUUUGACCUUGACAUCAAUCAGAAUGUUGAUGUCCGUGAGGAGGAGGAGGAGAUCCAGAAGACGGAGAUCCUGUGGGAGGACAGUUGGCUUGACUUCAUCAACACGGCACUGGAGUUCGCCGUACAGUCCCUGGUCGGACCACUCACCCGCGUCAUCAUCCACCCCGACGGCCACAGCAAGGAGGUGGAAAGCUGUGCCAACAUCCUAACUGUGGCCGAGAGGCUCACAGGUUUAUGUAAGGCUGGCAAUGGCCUUGUCCUCCAGACAUUGGUCACAAAGGCUCAACGUGAACUCCAGGCGAAUCACUCUCGCAAGGUCAAUAUAACCGAUGGUGAACAUACCGUAGUCAACAUGGCCAUGGCCUACGGUGUCCAGGGCAGUGGUCAAUCGUUUGACCAGGUGCUACUCUACCAGGGCACCAAUUCUCUCAAGGACACAAACGUCAUUGGGAUCGUCCUCAUCACAGAUGAGGAGAUGUUGUGUCGGGAGAUCCCUAUAGACAAGGAAAUGACUCUGGAUGAGCUGCAACAACUGACACCCUACAUCCUGGCCCACUACAUCACAACGAAUGUGGCCGAGGUCAAACAAGGGGACAAAGUGCUGGUCUCCCACCCUAUAGACACAGUAGCAGUCUACAUCAUGGCCAUUGUAGAAGAACUGGGUGGUGUCAUUUUUGUGUCCAGCUACGACGCUGAAAUCAGACAGAUGCUUGACCGGGUGUUCCCUUACGCUCGCAUCCUUCCCGGCUCAAAAAUUGUGUCUAAUGUGAAGUCGGUCACCCAGGGCGAGGGCUGUGACAUCUGUGUUAAGUUCACAAGUGGAGAACUGGAUGAGGUGCUGUCUCUGGUUUCCCACAGCGGGAAAAUGAUCCAGUGUUCCCCAAUGCUGGACACAGAGAGCCUCGAUCUGGGCUUCCUCUCACGCAAUGCCUCUGUAAAGCUGCCGACCAUGACAGAAGCCUUCAAAAUCCUGAUGGAGAAGAGUCUGGAGGACAUUGAUGAGAUGCUGUGUGACCUCAAGCAUGGCAAUGUUGUCAAGCUGACAGCAGAAGGAUUCCCUGAGGAUAAAGGUCUGCUGUACAGUCUCGAGGAGCAUGCCAGUUUUGUCAGCCCCGUGCCAUUCCCCAAACUGCUGACAGUACUGGAAGAACCGCGUAUUGGGUUGAUGGAGAGUUUUGAGGAAAUGGUGACGGCCGAUGUGAUGGCAAUGGAGAAACUUCACAACUUUGUCAUGUCAAAACCAAAGGAUUACUCUCUGGCCGAGAUGGGCCUCAACAGUUCCCGGGAUGGUCUGAAUGCUGCCAUGAAUCCAACACCUUCGUUGAACAGUGCUGAAUAUCCCUCAAAGACACCGGACAUCUGUAUUAUUUCCCUCACCAACAUCAGUUUUGAGUGUUCACCCCCUGGACACCCAACUCCACAUCCCGCCAAAUUUAGGCGCAAACCCACCGUUGACACCAAAAUGACCUCAACCCCUAUGAUCACCAUUACACAUUCUGAGGACAAGGUGGAUAACCUUCACGAGAGUUAUAUAGAACCGAACGCUCCCAUCCUAGCUCCCAUGUCAAAGAAGCUACAGGUCAAGGGUGCUAAGGGCCCAAACUUUCUGUCUCCACUCAGUCUGUCGGGGAUAUCAAACUUCCAACCCAAGAAGUUGAAGACUCGACAGGUGGACCUGCUGUUUGUAGGUCCCCCGCGCACCCCUCUGACUCCCGCAGUUCACAACAUCCUGACCCCAAACAGUCAGGAGUCGACCAUUGUACCGCUGAAUUCUAUCCAGUCCGGGGCAAAGGAAGUAGUAUUCAUGAUUCAUCCCAUUACAGGCAAACUAACCCUUUUGAAGAAAUUGGGUGAGAACUUGAUCAGCCCAGUGUAUGGAAUUCAGAGAACCAAUACAACACCCAGGGAUUCCAUCCACAGUGUUGCCAGCUACUACCUGAAUGCAAUCCAGAUGAUGGGUCCGAGAGAUGACCACUACAUCAUUGGAUACUCCUUUGGGGCCAUUGUUGCCAUAGAAAUGGCCAUACAGCUUCAGGCCUGUGGCAAGAAGGUAGCAGACUUGAUACUGCUGGAUGGAGCUCCCAAUCUGCUACAUAGUCAGAUGCAGGACAACGAACAGUUGAGGUCAAAGGGUAAAACAGAUGAUCAGAUAUCGACCAUGUUUGAGGUGGGCAGUCUUCUGAGCUACAUGUACAUGUUCAAGGCUAUGGAGAACCCGAGUCUGACCAAAAAAAUCCUGGCCAACCUGCCUUCCCAACAGGCACGUAUUGAUACCGCAGUGGACAUGACGUUUGGUAACGUCACUAUAGGAGCCAGUCCUAGGCACACAAAAUGGCUGACAGCCAAGCACAAGAUUUUGAAGAAAUUGAAAGAGCCAGUUGAAGAUCACGCAAAGUAUGGGAUGGCUGAAGCUGCCCAAGAAUUGGUGCGUCUGAAGAGGAUUGAAGCCGCCAGCGAUCACAUCAAGUCAAUAAAGAUGGUGUACAACUUCAGGGCUCACCAUAACAGACAGUUUAAUGGCAACAUCUAUCUGCUGAGGAUAAAGUCGGACCCUCAGUUUCUGACCCACCACCUCUCGCCCGACUACGACCUCCACGACUGGUGUACCGGUAAGGUCCAGAUCAAGUUCUACGAAGGCACACAUGAAAGCUUCCUCAGCGGAAUUAACGCCCCUAACGUGGCCAGGGACAUCACCGAGAUUCUCGCUAAAUUGUGAACGUCACAGAACCCCAGAACCGCGAAGGUGUCAUGAACAAAACAAUUCCUUUCAUGACAUUGAGAGUGUGUACGUACCUGAAUUUCUUUUGCAGGAAAUAAAAUGAGGCCAAGGCAAUAACAAAGAUGCGUGAAAGUAAUGGUUAACAUAUAAACCAGACUGUAACCUGAACAAUCAACAUUAAGUGGAUCUCAAUUGACUCUUAAAUAUGUGAUUUCAGACUUGAUCAACUCAUUCACCCCUUAAAUUUCAUAAUGAACUAUUCCAAAAUUUGAAUUGGAAGAGUGCAACA
Messenger RNA from Mizuhopecten yessoensis (Yesso scallop), 6005 nucleotides. Its product is annotated as fatty acid synthase-like. The record is from RefSeq and is a predicted model, not a curated record. The coding region runs from base 101 to 5713 and encodes 1870 amino acids. Gene Ontology annotation, biological process: fatty acid biosynthetic process. The transcript is spliced from 35 exons. Lineage: Eukaryota; Metazoa; Mollusca; Bivalvia; Pectinida; Pectinidae. Gene Ontology annotation, molecular function: oxidoreductase activity; 3-oxoacyl-[acyl-carrier-protein] synthase activity; fatty acid synthase activity.